AUGUCGUCUAGAGACACCAAAGCAGGUAGUGCGCUGAGCAAUGGUGGCUCAAUCAACGGUCAGUCGCAACGCCUUGCGCCUAUAGAUACUUCUACGCUAGCGAAAGCCGAUACUCAAUCCCCUGCGACGCUUGACACAAAUGAAGAGUUACACCAGUGGAUUCGUAAAAUGUACUUUGAAAUCGGGUUUCAUGAAGCCACGAGCAGUUUCAUCGGCUGGCCGAAAUUCGUCGACAAGGUCGUAGCGCAAGAGCCGGAUCAAACGAAGCAUACGCAACUCAGGCGAGCAUUGAAAUUGCUUUGUCCAGGAUCAAACCACAAGAACAGUCUCCCUCAGGUGACAGACGUCCAAAAGUUGAAGGCCAGGGCUCGUCGUGAGCGGUUACAGAACACUAAAAACCCAAACUCACGACCCACUGCGACAGACUUUCCGACACCGCAACUCACGACUUCAGCGCCUGGAACAAUAUCAGUGUCACGCACAGGAUCGAAAGAUCUUGUGCCGCAAGUGUUGACAUCGCAGGCGUCUUCUGCAACACAAGCGUUGGGAUCGCAUCUCUCGGCAACAAGAUCAGUACCACCGCAACCUACAGUUCCUUCACCCAUCCAGACUUCUCCUAAGACAGUACCUGUAGCCAAGAAUCAGUCCCCGGCGCCUUCGUCUGUUGCGUCGCUAACGGCCGUAAAACGCGAUCGGCCAGAUCUAGAUUUGAGUGACAUGGAUGAUCUCGUUCCAAACACAUAUCAAACCAAUAAUCCCAAGGCGACUGUCAACGGAGUUGAGAACGCGCCGUUGUUAUCGGGCCCUGUGGUCGUUCAACACGCGAAUGAUCGAGUUCCUCAAUUCGGUUACAUCGGCAAUUACCCAGAUGAAGCCGGACGAGGGGUCAAAGUUUUCCACAAUACUAAUGUUCCAUUUUCCACGUUCAUCUGCGGUGUUCAAGGAAGUGGCAAAAGCCAUACUACAGCUUGCAUGCUCGAAAAUGCAUUGAUCCCGUCCAAACAGCUUGGUCGCUUGGAAGCACCUGCUUGUGCAAUGGUCUUUAGCUACGGAAGUUGGAGCACCGGUGGAUCAGGAUUCAGUGUCAGCGAAGCUGUGCAUUUGGCUCAUGCGAAACAUGAGUUUCCCGGGCAGAGAGUACGAAGAAUCACCGUUUUGGUCUCCGCUGACAAUGGAGCAAUCAGACGCUGCUAUGAAGAUCCAAUUUGCAACGUCCGUGUCGUUCCGUUCAAACUCAACGCAAGAGCUCUCGACAUCACUGCCAUGCGCGCAUUGAUGGGGGUCGGUGAUAAGAGCCCUACACUCUACAUGGGCCAGGUUGAGAUGGUGCUUAGAAGGAUAUCGUCCACAAGCAAGGAUGGAUUACUCGACUACAACUUAUUCAUUAGGGAAGUGAAGAAGCUGGACCUGAGUAGGGAACAGGCGCAAGCCCUUGACCAACGUUUGGCGAUGCUUGAGUCAUUCCUCGAUCGGGACGGGAAAGCGGCAGAACCGGAGUUUCUUCCAGGCGAGAUGGUCAUCAUGGAUCUGUCUGAUGCCUUCAUGACAUCUAGUACAGCCUGUGUUCUUUUCAAGCUAGGGUUGGACCGCUUUCUACAGUCACCCACCAAGAACAAGAUGGUCGUGCUAGACGAGGCGCACAAGUACAUGCUUGAUAGUCCUGGGUCAAAGUUUCUUACGGACAGUCUCGACAACAUCAUUCGUCUCCAACGGCACUGGGGUACCCGCGUCAUCAUCUCCACGCAGGAACCAACCGUCUCUACGGCACUCAUUGCACUCUGCUCUGUCACCGUCAUCCACCGCUUUACAAGUCCUACAUGGUAUGUCGCACUUAAAAAACACAUCAGCCCCAUGGAAAACGACAAUACUCUCAUGCAACAGAUCGAAGGAUUAAACACUGGAGAAGCGUUAGUAUAUGCUCCCAGCGCAGUGCUUGAGAGAAAUGAUGACGCCAGCUUAGUAAAAGCUACGGGUCAGCUGCUCAAGAUUACUAUCCGGAAAAGGAUAACACAUGAUGGUGGGGAAUCGAUUAUGGCCAUGUAA
This is a messenger RNA of Alternaria arborescens, 2043 nucleotides long. RefSeq lists its product as hypothetical. NCBI's taxonomy places the organism in Eukaryota, Fungi, Ascomycota, Dothideomycetes, Pleosporales, Pleosporaceae. The transcript is spliced from 3 exons. The record is from RefSeq and is a predicted model, not a curated record. Bases 1 to 2043 code for a protein of 680 amino acids.